Zea mays is the source of this 2320-nucleotide messenger RNA. Its product is annotated as type IV inositol polyphosphate 5-phosphatase 3. Gene Ontology annotation, molecular function: inositol-polyphosphate 5-phosphatase activity; phosphatidylinositol-3,4,5-trisphosphate 5-phosphatase activity; phosphatidylinositol-4,5-bisphosphate 5-phosphatase activity. NCBI's taxonomy places the organism in Eukaryota, Viridiplantae, Streptophyta, Magnoliopsida, Poales, Poaceae. The record is from RefSeq and is a predicted model, not a curated record. Gene Ontology annotation, biological process: phosphatidylinositol dephosphorylation. The transcript is spliced from 10 exons. The coding region runs from base 342 to 1979 and encodes 545 amino acids.
GGCCACAUCCCAAAAUCGACGAUAAGGUUUGGGGUCGAGAGCUACGAUGAGAUGGUUGAUGUACUUCAGCAGAAUGAGAAGUUAGAGGAUGCACUUAAGCUGUUCGAUAGAAUGAUGUAGGAGCACGACCCUCCACCUCCACUGCGUCCGCGCGCGCCAGCGCAAAGAACUUUCGAACAGCAGAGACGCCAACCGAGCCCCACCACGGUUCUUGAAGAUAGACUGGUCGGUCUAUUUCUUGGCUUUCUAGACUAGAAAAGGGAAUCCAACUAGCCAAGGUCCAAGUGACCAUCACGUUUCAGUUUCAUUCUCUGGGUAGGGGAGCUGCUGCAGCCGUGUGUAUGGCGUCCUCUUCCUCCUCCCUGACGCGGUUAUUUAUCCCGCCUCACCGAGCGCACCAUGAGGCAGCCAUGGCCGCUUCGGCCGGCGCCUCUCUGCGUAACGGCGGCGGGAUGCAGAUGCUGGAUCUUGUGAUGCAGAGGUGGGCCGAGAUGGUGUUGUGCUGCGGCGCGGAUUGGAAUUGCGUGUCGCAGCUGUGGAACAGGGUGGUGCUGCGCAAGUGGCUAAACAUCGGCGCGGGGUCCGGGGAUUCCGACUUCAGCGCCGACGAGCACGAUACCUCGGAGGGCGAGACCGACCGCGAAGGCAUGUCUGGUUUGAAUCAUGCCCUAUGUAACGAAGAAAGGAUAUUAGGUGGAUUGGGUGCAAGCACGACUGGUGACGAAAUGAGCGAUUUACCUUACUGCCUUAGAAUGCACAGAUCAGAGAUCAGUCGUGCUCAGUAUGUUGAUGUUAGAGAACUCAGGAUUUAUGUAGGGACAUGGAAUGUUGGAGGCAGAUUUCCACCCAGUGACUUGGACAUUGAAGAAUGGCUGGCUACGGAGGAGCCAGCUGAAAUUUAUGUUAUCGGCUUUCAAGAGAUUGUUCCACUCAAUGCUGGGAAUAUAUUUGGUGCUGAAGACAAUCGUCCAGUUGCAGUAUGGGAGCACAUCAUCCGUGAAACUUUGAAUAAGAAUUGUUCAGAUAAAUCAGGGUUUAAGUGCCAUAGUGAUCCUCUUUCACCAUCAAGGUUUAAUCCAUCAGAUGUUGUUCUUUCCAUGGAACAUGGAUUGCUUAGUGAGUCUGACAAGGAUAGUGAUGGGGAGCUUCAUCCAUUGAUUGAACGAGACCAUAAUUGUGGACUUCAAGCUAAAACAAAUGAAAAUCUUGAAGCUUUCCCAGAAGAUAAUUUAGCCUGUGAUGCCAUCAUUGAUAAUAGAACAAAAAGGAAAAGGCCAGAGUUUGUACGUAUAAUAAGCAAGCAAAUGGUCGGGAUAUUUCUUUCGAUUUGGGUUCGGAGAAGCCUGCGGAAGCACAUUAAGAAUUUGAGAGUAUCAACAGUUGGUGUAGGCGCAAUAGGUUAUAUUGGUAACAAGGGAUCAAUAUCGGUCAGCAUGUCUGUACAUGAGACUCCUUUCUGCUUUGUUUGUUGCCACCUGACUGCUGGUGAAAAAGAUGGAGAUGACCUAAAAAGGAAUUCAAAUGCCGAAGAAAUACUUCGAAGAACAGUGUUUAACCCAGAGAAUGUUGUAGGCAUGCCUAUGAGAAUAUAUGACCAUAAGCGGAUUAUAUGGUUAGGAGACCUCAACUAUCGGAUCAACUUAUCCUAUGAAAGGGCACAUGAACUAAUCUCCAAACAGGACUGGGAUGGAUUGUUCGAGAGGGAUCAGCUGAAAAGAGAAUUGAGGAAAGGAUGCACAUUUGACGGUUGGUUCGAAGGAGUUAUCAGCUUUGCCCCAACAUACAAAUAUGAGUUUGACUCAGAAAACUAUGUAAGCGAUGAGAGUGAAUCUGGGAGAAGAACUCCUGCAUGGUGUGACCGCAUUCUCUCAUACGGGAAGGGAAUCAGGCUACUUUCGUACAAGAGGGGGGAGCUUACACUUUCUGAUCACCGCCCUGUGGCUGCAGUCUACGUGGCAGAGAUUGAAGUUUUCCACUGAUGCAGAGAGCAGGACCAUCUAUCAUCAGAGAAGGAUGGAUGGACUGGUUGAACAAAGAGGUCGCCGAACCACGAGAUAUGCAAUUUCCUAGCACAAGUUCCAAGUGAGGUGGUGCCAUGCCAAUGACAGUUUUUAGAAUUCAGUCAGACAUUGUUGAUUUGCAUUAUUGUAUCAUCCUUCACAAGCAGCAUAUUUGCCAUGGAUUAUUUUUUCUGCACGCUUGUUUGAUGAAGAGCAUCUCAAGCACUAUGCUCCAUGACAUAGUAUCCUUUGAAAAAAAUGUCAAAUUUGUUCAUAUAAUGUUCUUUUCUUGUUUUGAACUAGGAAGGGAUGGUUCAACA